This is a messenger RNA of Funneliformis caledonium, 1344 nucleotides long. Lineage: Eukaryota; Fungi; Glomeromycota; Glomeromycetes; Glomerales; Glomeraceae. The record is from the annotation of a GenBank genome assembly.
AUGGAAGUCACUCAAGUACAAGAAAAUUACUGCAAAGAAAAUUAUCCUUCAUGGAAUAUGCUUGGUAAUAAUUUGCAACUCAAACCAUUAAAGGAUGCGAAAUUUUCACUAAAAAAUAAAAUAUUAUCUUCAACACACGUGCAACCACCAUUGAAGUAUACUCCAUAUGAUUCAAUCUUACCACAAAAAAGUCAUGACUCUCAGGGUUAUGAUGGUUUAUCAGAUAUCGAACCAUUGAAAGACGAUGUGUUUGCGAUAAUAAUUGAUACCAGGAGUGAUAAUUAUAAAAGUAAAUUUAAAAAUGAAACAUUGUUGAAUUAUGAUGAUUAUUGUUUUAUUAAUGAGAAUUCAAUCAUUUAUGAAAGAGGUACCAAUUGUAUACUUAGUUACGAGGAAGUGGAACAAAAUGAUGAUGAUGAAAUAAAUAAUCUUGAUCAAAACGUGGACAAAAGUUUAAUAAUAUCAGUAAAAAAAUGUUUUAAUUGUUUAUCACCACAUCAUUCAUAUAACGAUUGUCAAUUACCUUUAAAUCAAGAAUUAAUUAAAAUAAACCGAGAAAAGUUUAAUAGUAUUGGUGGUCAACAACAAUUUAAUAGUAGAUAUUAUAUUGAAUAUGAAAAAGAUCUUAUUUUUAAUAUUUUUUCCCCAGGCGUUAUAAGUGAUGCGUUAAAACAUGCUUUAGGGAUAUUGGAAAGUGGUGAUGAGCCUCCUUAUUAUAAGAGGAUGAGAGUCUUUGGAUAUCCUCCUGGGUAUUGGGGAGAUAAAGUGGGUGAUGACAGAUUAUCUAAAUUGGAAUUAGAGAAUUGGAAUUCCGCAACAUUAAAAAUUUAUGGUGAUGUUUCAACAGAUGAUGAUUCUGACAAUUCAGAGAAUGAAAAAGAAUCAUCAUCAGAAGUAGUGGAGAAUUGUUAUUAUCAAUAUCAUUGGACUAUCCCUGAUUGGUAUAAUAAUGGAUAUUCGGGGAAUGCAUGCAAUUGGUGGUAUAAUUACCAAGAGCCACCACAUACAAUUAAUAACAAUAUAGAGCAACCACCGCCUCCCGGAACUACAAGUAAUCUAGGACAACUUCAACAACCUCCUUCAUCUUGGAUAAUAAGUAGUUUAGAGACGUAUCCUCCGCCUCCCGGGAUAAUACCUUUAGCUAGAACAUUUAAUGAUUCUCAACAAUCGCCUGUACAUAAUGCAUCAUUCUUGCCAUGUCAGAAUGUCCCAUUUUCAAUACCUUCUUUAUCUGAACAAAUACAGCAGAGAUCUGAAGAUCAAAUUAUGAAAAAAAGUAAUCCAUACAACAAUAUCGAGAUUCCGAAUGUUGAAGAAGAUAUUGAUAUGGACCUUUCUGAAUAA